Messenger RNA from Phaethon lepturus (White-tailed tropicbird), 3329 nucleotides. It is a transcript of the gene OGA, whose product is annotated as meningioma expressed antigen 5 (hyaluronidase). Gene Ontology annotation, biological process: glycoprotein metabolic process. Gene Ontology annotation, molecular function: beta-N-acetylglucosaminidase activity. The record is from RefSeq and is a predicted model, not a curated record. The annotation marks the transcript as partial. Lineage: Eukaryota; Metazoa; Chordata; Aves; Phaethontiformes; Phaethontidae. The transcript has 15 exons.
GGUUUUAUGGAAGACCUUGGGUUAUGGAGCAGAGGAAAGAACUUUUUAGAAGACUUCAGAAGUGGGGACUAAAUACAUACCUGUAUGCUCCAAAGGAUGACUACAAGCACAGGAUGUUCUGGCGAGAAAUGUACUCAGUGGAGGAAGCAGAGCAGCUAAUGACUCUAAUAUCAGCUGCACGAGAACAUGAAAUAGAGUUCAUCUAUGCAAUCUCGCCUGGACUUGACAUCACUUUCUCCAAUCCUAAAGAGGUAUCCACAUUGAAACGCAAGCUGGACCAGGUUUCCCAGUUUGGCUGCAGAUCUUUUGCGCUGCUGUUUGAUGAUAUUGAUCACAACAUGUGUGCAGCAGACAAAGAAGUUUUCAGUUCCUUUGCUCAUGCUCAGGUCUCAAUCACAAAUGAAAUUUAUCAAUAUCUAGGAGAACCAGACACAUUCCUUUUCUGUCCUACAGAGUACUGUGGAACUUUCUGUUAUCCAAAUGUUGCCCAGUCACCAUAUUUACGGACUGUAGGAGAAAAGCUGCUCCCUGGCAUCGAGGUGUUAUGGACAGGUCCAAAAGUUGUAUCCAAAGACAUUCCCGUAGAGUCCAUCGAAGAAGUUUCUAAGAUCAUCAGGAGAGCACCAGUUAUCUGGGAUAACAUUCAUGCUAAUGAUUAUGAUCAAAAGAGGCUUUUUCUUGGGCCUUACAAAGGUCGGUCAACUGAGCUCAUCCCUCGACUAAAGGGAGUUCUGACCAAUCCAAACUGUGAAUUUGAAGCCAAUUACGUUGCUAUUCACACACUUGCAACCUGGUACAAGUCUAACAUGAAUGGAGUGAGAAAAGACGUGGUAAUGACUGAUACUGAAGACAGUACAGUUUCUAUCCAGAUUAAAUUGGAAAAUGAGGGGAGCGAUGAAGAUAUUGAAACAGAUGUUCUCUACAGCCCACAGAUGGCCCUGAAGUUGGCCUUAACGGAAUGGUUGCAGGAAUUUGGGGUACCUCAGCAAUACAGCAGUAGGCAAGUGGCCCACAGUGGUGCUAAAACUACUGUAGGGGAUGUAGGGCCUCUGGUGGCACCAUCCUCUUUAAAUGCAGCAACUGUGGUUACCACAGUUUACCAAGAACCCAUCAUGAGUCAGGGGGCAGCACUGAGCACUGAGUCACCAGCCUUGGUAAAGGAGGAAGAGAAGAAGCAAUCUGAUGAGGAACCAAUGGACAUGGUGGUGGAAAAACAAGAUGACGCGGACAAGAAUGCUAAUCAGAUACUGACGGAUAUUGCCGAAGUCAAAAUGGCAGAGGAGUUGAAGCCGAUGGAUACUGAUAAGGAGAGCAUAGCUGAAUCAAAGUCCCCAGAGAUGUCUAUGCAGGAAGACUCCGGUAGUGACAUUGCCCCUAUGCAGACUGAUGAGCAAAUUAACAAAGAACAGUUUGUCCCCGGGCCGAAUGAAAAGCCUCUCUACACAGUAGAACCAGUGACUUUAGAGGACUUGCAGCUUCUUGCUGACUUGUUUUACCUUCCUUAUGAACAUGGGCCCAAAGGUGCACAGAUGCUGAGAGAAUUCCAGUGGCUCAGAGCAAAUAGCAGUGUUGUCAGUGUUAAUUGCAAAGGAAAGGAUGCUGAAAAAAUAGAAGAAUGGCGUAACCGAGCAGGCAAGUUUGAAGAGAUGUGCAGCUUGGUGAUGGGGAUGUUCACUCGCCUCUCCAAUUGUGCCAACAGGACAAUCCUUUAUGACAUGUACUCCUACGUCUGGGAUAUCAAGAGUAUUAUGUCAAUGGUGAAAUCUUUUGUGCAGUGGUUAGGGUGUCGUAGUCAAUCUUCAGCACAGUUCUUAAGUGGAGACCAAGAACCCUGGGCCUUUAGAGGUGGUCUAGCAGGAGAGUUCCAGCGUUUGCUGCCUAUUGAUGGAGCAAAUGACCUCUUUUUUCAACCACCUCCAUUAACACCCACUUCCAAAGUGUACACCAUACGACCCUACUUUCCUAAAGACGAGGCAUCUGUAUAUAAGAUCUGCAGAGAAAUGUAUGCUGAUGGAGCUGAUCAACCCUUCCAUAGCUUACCAGAUUUAAUUGGAGACAAGUUAGUAGGAGGUCUGCUCACCCUCAGCCUGGAUUACUGCUUCGUCUUAGAAGAUGAGGAUGGUAUAUGUGGCUAUGCUUUGGGAACGGUUGAUGUGACUCCUUUCAUUAAAAAAUGUAAAAUGUCUUGGAUCCCUUUCAUGCAAGAAAAAUACACUAAACCAAAUAGUGACAAGGAACUGUCUGAGGCAGAGAAAAUAAUGCUAAGCUUCCAUGAAGAGCAAGAAGUAUUGCCAGAAUCAUUUCUUGCCAACUUCCCAUCGUUGAUAAAGAUUGAUAUCCACAAAAAAGUUACAGAUCCAAGCGUGGCCAAAAGUAUGAUGGCCUGCCUGCUCUCUUCUCUAAAGGCUAAUGGCUCCCGUGGGGCUUUUUGUGAAGUGAGACCAGAUGAUAAAAGAAUCCUGGAAUUUUACAGCAAGCUGGGUUGUUUUGAAAUUGCCAAAAUGGAAGGAUUUCCAAAGGAUGUUGUUAUCCUUGGAAGAAGCCUGUGAAGUGCUUGACAGCGAACUGUUCCAGUACUGUAGUCCCUUAACAGCUGGGCAGGUAGUGGUGGGGAUCUUCAUAUGGUCUAGCUGCACAAAGCCAGCAAUAAGCCAGCUUGGUAGAAGGGGCUAUGCGAAAAUCACCCAUCACAUGUUCAGACUGUAAUUUGUUGGAAGAGGUUAAUGCUGCUGAAAACACUGUUUUAACAAAGAGAAACCUUGUCCUCUCCUGGUCCUGUGUGAAGUGCCAAGGAAUAUUGCAUGGGCUAUAGCUUCUCGGAGGAAUCCCUCUCAGUCGGUGCUGUGGUUGACAGCAGUUCUCUGCAUGCACAUGUCAACAGCAAAGCAGUCUCUGUCAGAAGUACCUGUAAAGAUGCAGAGGUUUUCCUCUGUCAUAGAGCAGGAUGUGCAACUGCAGGUUGCAGAAAUGGGAGGGAUUGCUUGUGUCAAUCAGCAAAUUUAAAGAUAAGUAGCUACAGUUCUAUUUUUGACUAUCUUUAUGCUUGUUGAUAAAGCAAUGACCUGUUGUCACUUCUGAUGACCAUUGGUUCAAGCUUCGUGCUUUGUUAGGGACAAAUGUGCAGUGGUCUGUGGCAGAAGUCACUUGAUGACAAACUUGUAAAUUUCAGUGUAUAUAAACGUAGCGGUAUGCUGACUAACUUUUUGUUUACCAGUUUUUGUAACUUUUUCUUUUGAAAAGUGAAAUGGUAUAGGUCCAAGAUGGCACUUUUGAAUAACCUGAAACCACAAUGGAGAACAAAUCUGCGCUGACCUUUCUUAUUGUGCCUC